Vitrella brassicaformis is the source of this 1487-nucleotide messenger RNA. Lineage: Eukaryota; Vitrellaceae. The record is from the annotation of a GenBank genome assembly.
GCAAAGAGCUCUCAGGCUCCUUUCUCGCAGGAUUCGCAACUCGUCUGAGUACAGCGGCUGCCUUUUCACCGUAAGCACAGCACGAACCAUGACAUUCAUCCAUCGGAAACACCAGACUCCCACGGCUUCAUCGUGGGAUGGCCUUCAGGCAUUGCUUGAGGUUCCCGUGAGCAUAGCCGGCAGCGGGCGCGAUGAACGGCCCAUCGGCGUCGGCAUCAGCUGCCGCAGGUGGGCUGACAGAACUGACUGGGCGAGGGCGGGAAGGAAUUCUCAUGUGGGGUGGUUUGUGUGUUGGCCAGGCGGUGGUGGACGUAGCGGUGUGAUUGGCUUCAUCAAUCAUAGCACCAUACAGAGUGACGGGCUGCCGGUGAGCCAUCAAGCCAUCACAGCCACACAGCGCGGAGAGCACCGCACGGGGUGUCGGUGUGUUCAUAGUGAUCUGUGUGUGUGCCUGCCUGCCUUUGCAGCUGUCCUCUGAUGUGUUGGCGCAGCUGUCGAAAGUCAAAACACAGUUAGCCGUGUUGGACUCAAAGGUGAGAGGACAGCACAGAGGGAGGGAGAGGGCGGCUGACUUAUGUGUGUGUGUGUGUGGUGUGUGCAGUUUGUCAAGAAGAUGGGCAUCUCUGACACUAUCGAUUACCUCACUGCGAAGGUCGUCAGUCAGCGCAUAGCUGACCUCCCUUCGUGUGAUAUUCUGUGGUCUGUGGCUGUGUGCAGGGGUCUGUUGGUGAGAGGCACCUGCCCAUGGUGGAAGGGGCCGCGUCAGAGAUCUUUGGUGCGCUGGGCGACCUGGAGAGGGAACUCAAACGACUCAACGGCGCGGCACUGGUACGCACAGACACAUCUACUGUCGGUCCUUCAACUGGUGGAUGAGUGUAUGUGUCUUCUCCUGCCUGUGUGUGUGUGUGUGUGUGUGUGUAUCAGCUGGGGGGCCACUUCAAGAGCUUCGCAUUUGUCCCCCCAGCCGCUAAGAAGACCACCACAGAGACCACUGACACACUCAAGAAGGUACGACCGCUGCACGGUGAAGCCAUCAUGACGGCCAAAACUAUGGCGUGAUGUGUGCAGGAAACUGUUGCAGACAGCACAUCCUGCCCGAGUCGUCAAGUGCUGCGGCCCCGCGCUUCUUGCCCGGCCUGUCCCUGCCCACCGACGUCCUCCGCGGCACCCUGCUGCCCUUCAUCAGCGGCCACCGUGACGAUCCCGCCACCCUCACCCCACACAACACAAUCGCCCUCUGCCGCACAUCCGAGGCGGUCAGCAGCGCAGUCGAGGCCGACCUGGUCGCCGACAUUGACAGCAUCAUCCAGCGCGACGGACUCACAGGCGCCAUCGGCUACGCCCCGCUGCGUCAGUCGAGCCAUGGCAGUCGUCUGGUGCGCCGGAUGCGGCUGAUCCGCCUCCACUACGUGAUAGUGAAGGGGGGCGACUGGCGGGGCAACGUGCUGGUGCUGCGGAUGGCCAACAGCUGCGGACGAGUGCAGUAG